UUGCAGUUGCAACUGCAGUACUCAACCCUCUCUGCAUCCUCCCAGCUCCCCCACCAGUACACCAGUUUACCUCUAGGGGUCAUCAGGCAGGAUUUACGACUGGACAACAAAAGCACGUGAUUGCAAGUCGUACCCCAUAUUUGGGUGCCUACGUAGGAGGCAACCAAGUACAUGUCCCAGUCAUUUCCAUAAUUCAUCAUAAAUUGUGCAAGGGUGCUAUAGACGCACAAAACGACCAAGAGCCACAAAUCAAGCACACAUAUCAAAAAACAAAUGAGCUCUUAUUUUGUAAACUCAUUUUGCGGUCGCUAUCCAAAUGGCCCGGACUACCAGUUACAUAAUUAUGGAGAUCACAGCUCGGUGAGCGAGCAAUACAGGGAUUCAACAAGCAUGCAUUCCAGCAGGUACGGAUACGGCUACAAUGGCAUGGAUCUCAGCGUUGGGCGAUCAGCUUCCAACCACUUUAGUGCCAAUGACAGAGCAAGAAAUUAUCCAUCCAACCCAGCCUCCUCUACAGAGCCAAGGUAUAACCAACCUGCAACCUCUUCCCACUCGCCUCCACCUGACCCUCUCCCCUGCACUGCUGUGUCCACCCCGCCUGUCAGCGAGAGCCACCCAGGAAUCAAAAACUCUCUAAGUAACCCCAACAGCACCACGUCCAAUUCCAGCAGCAGCACCAGCAGCAGCAAUAGUAAUAGCAGCCACAUUGCCAGGGAAGGGCUGGGUGCUGCUUCUCCUGGUGCUGAGGAUGACACACCAGCUAGCAGCGAACAGGCAAGUUCACAGAACGGCCAGAGCCCUGCUUCAUCAGUCCAGCCCCAGAUCUACCCCUGGAUGAGAAAACUGCACAUAAGUCAUGACAACAUAGGGGGACCAGAAGGGAAGAGGGCUAGGACAGCUUAUACUCGCUACCAAACACUUGAGCUGGAGAAGGAAUUUCAUUUCAAUAGGUAUCUGACACGCCGAAGGAGGAUUGAAAUAGCCCAUGCUCUUUGCCUAUCCGAGAGACAAAUAAAAAUCUGGUUUCAGAACAGAAGGAUGAAAUGGAAAAAGGAUAACAAGCUGAAAAGUAUGAGUAUGGCUGCUGCAGGAGGAACAUUCCGCCCAUAGAUGUCUGGUCUAUGUAAAGUACUGGUCCAGUAUUAGAACAUGGUCACAAUAGACUUUCUAGGACUCUUGCUUGUGACUUGAGCCUGUCCCCCUGUCCCCUUUAUAUUCCAGCCAUGAGCCCCUCUGCUGGGUGAAUAUAGCUACAGAUGCUUUAUGUGUGUUCUGUUUUGGAUGGCUAUGUCUUGACCAUUUUAAAUGUUUUAACUUAUUUGAGUAUGUAAAACGCUAUGUGUUACUUGAAAGCAACAGAACUAAAAAAAAAAUGUUUUUAAAUGUUCUGUUCUGUGUUGCAUUCUAUUUGUAAGUAAAAAAAAUAACUAUAUGUUUGUGAAAUGUAACUAUGUGCGAAUGCCUACAAACCGUCUACCUAAUUUUGAAGAAACUACCUAUGAUACCUGUGAAUAACUAUGUUGUAGAGGUGACUUGUUCAAUCCAGUUUAUCUUGUAUUAUUGUGGUGAGUAGUGAAGCGGUGACACAAACUGUGAUGCCAUACAGUUAGUGCUAGCUGUGCCUUUGUAUCUCAUAACUCUGCACGACCUCCUGUAAAGUGGCUGCACUUGCAGCUAAGUGUAUGUAAUAUGUGUUUGGUUCACAAAGUUAACGAUAUAGUCAAGCUUGGCUGUUUUAUGCAGUUGGUAUAAAUAUAUAUUUUAUUUUAUUUUUUUUGUAAUUUUUUUUCAUGAAAACAAAAAUAUGACUGGAAAAAAAAUAAACUUUCUACUGAAAAUAUUGAUUUGCGUCUCUCAAGUAAUACUAUGUCUACUUUUGGGGUAGGGUUGUACAUUGAUUGAUGGAUUCUAUUGUGUACACGAAAAUCAAGCGAUAACAGGGCAACUUCACAGAAGCUUUGAAAAAUAAACUCUUAGAAGUGAAAAUGUUUAGGGUGUAAG
Molecule: messenger RNA, 2001 nt
Organism: Pseudophryne corroboree (corroboree frog)
Lineage: Eukaryota; Metazoa; Chordata; Amphibia; Anura; Myobatrachidae
Gene: HOXA5
Product: homeobox A5
Exons: 2
Coding region: 274-1110 (278 amino acids)
Biological process (GO): regulation of transcription by RNA polymerase II; anterior/posterior pattern specification
Cellular component (GO): nucleus
Molecular function (GO): DNA-binding transcription factor activity, RNA polymerase II-specific; RNA polymerase II cis-regulatory region sequence-specific DNA binding
Source: RefSeq, a predicted model, not a curated record